CGCCUGGGACAUUGACUAACAACUGAAGAGUUCUCAGCUACCCCUAUCGCCCGUUUCCCUUGAAUGAUUAAACAAGUGUGCUGUUCUUUGCUGUAACAUGCCGUCCAGAGAACAUAGCGGUCUACAAGAACAAGCACAACACAGCGCUCAGUCCCGACGCCUUGCUGGGUAGCAUCAAGUUCAUUCAGCUCGGGAGUCCCCGUGAGUGCUGUUUCGUCGGGAAAUGGGCACGUGUAAGGCACGUGCCUUGGUCUAGACUCUUACUUGAAGGUCUUUCUGGCCUAAGCGAAGACCGCUUUGGCUACCACAGCGCGAGCGAUAGCUCUUAAAAUCCAACUAAACUCAACUAAACACAACCGUGCCCUGCUCAAAGGCUGAAAAGGGUCCCCCAGAACCCGCUGUCUCAGCCUCUUUUUUCACUAGACAUGCUACGAAUCUCUUGGAAUAGUUAGCCCUGGACGAGUCGUGGAGCUUGCCGUUCAAUAAAGAAGCCUUUCAGCUGGAUUAGCCAAGCCAAUGAAGCACCAAGCCAAUGAAGCACUUCGGAAAACAAACCCAUCUCGAUUCGACCCUACCUUGCGAGUGAAAUGCCGGGAUAACACGGCAGACACUUCAACUAUCGAUUUCAAGGCGUCGAGACUCGCAAACGAAGUAGCUGAAAUGGUACCGUUAUUGACAGCUCACUCAUGAGACUGCCUAUGCGGUAAGUGCAUUGGGCAUUGUUUUGAUUACCUGUUGUCAGUAAGCGUCGGUGUCAUGUCAUCUUUGGAAACUUAAAACGAAGAGGAUUCUCUUCCAAUACUCCUCUCUUCUAUCCUCACCCAAUUCUGUAUUUCUUCCUCUCACCGCGCAAACUACAGCGUCGGCUCCCAUCAUGUUUCUCUCUUCGACUCUUCUCGUUGCCGCGCUUUCCACGCUCCUCGGUGAAAGCUCUGCCUCGGCCGUUUCUCUUUCGAAGCGAUGGGACACAACCCUAUGUACGUCCGACACAUCAGGCGUGCCAAUCCCCGAUGCGGAUAAUUUCCAACUCCCGCUGGAGAAUCUCCGACAGGAUAUGUGCUGGGACCUAUGCGUGGGAGAUCAAGCGACCUGCACCACCAAGACCAAGAUCUGCUACGACUUCCACGGCCCCAAUCUGAUCUUCACCUACAACGCCGUCAGUGGAUACACAUACACCGAGGCCGACAUCUGGCUGGGUCUGUCAGCGCCCGCGAGCACGACGCCAACACCACAGUACUCAACUAGCAAUGGCUUCUGCACCAUUUCGGCCGAUCAGACUACGGUCUCCUGCAAUAUCCCAUACGACACGAUUGUUCCUGGCGGCGCCCUGCUCGACGUGCUGGCGGAAAUGUGCCCGAACGGCGACCGCGAAGGCUAUGUCUUCUACCUCUACACCAAUGCCCAACUGACCGGCGCCUCGGGCGCAGUCUCAGCCACAGGACGUCUCUCCUGCACCGACUACCCAGCCUGCACGUCCUACUACCCCAACACAUACUGGGUGCUCACCUACCGCUGCACCAAGUGCCCAUACACGCCCCCGCCCCCUCCCCCGCCGCCAACUGUCAGGUACUGUUCCGUCGGCACGGCCUUCGGAUACAGCACCUCCCCGCUCUCUCCAGCCCUUAACUCCCUUGUCCCCAAGCCCAAUACCUGCAACCGCUGGGGUUGGUACGUCACACCCACAGCCGCGCAGCUCAGUGCCGGAAUCGGCGGCCCGCUCUACGUUGGUGCCGGCGGCAACGUCAUCAGCAAGGCAACGAAUGUAGGCACCUGGUCGGCGAAGUCGCAAGGUACAGCCGUCUCUGUCACGUAUGCGCUCACCGGGCCGUAUUAUCCUGACCAGGUCCAUGUCGAUAUCGGUUGCAUGCCAUUCAAGAAGUGUGCGCCGGGACAGUAUGCGUACAGCAACGAGAAGUUGGCCGGCACGGGGAUGUCGACAUUUACCACGCCGGCGGGUGCGCUGAAGGUGCCGACUUGCUCCACUGGGAUAUAUCUUAUUGUGCAUGCGGCUGUCGAUACAAUCGAGACAGUCCCGACUACGAGCCAGUUGUCAACUUGCCAUGCGCCGCUAGCUAGUUAGAUUGAUGAUGACAUGGGAUGAGAGUGGGAAGUCCUGCUCUCCGCGAAGUCCAGGAGUCGUAAACUAUUCCAGUGGGAUGGAAAAAAAGCGAAAGGUUAUUAUUUCGUCCUUACCGUCUCGCUGCUCGUGCGCGCAGGGUUCGCUGACUACUAGGUCAGAUUCCCAUGCUCAUGGUGACUAUUCUGUUCCGUUUUGUCUGUUAAUAGCAUGUAUAUUGCCCAAAGAAGACUAAGUUAUAAUUAAGAAGUUAUACACCUUACUUUCUACCUCAUAGCGAAAAAAUAAUAAUGAAAGGGAUAAGUAUUUUUAUCUAAUUUCAUUAAUCACUAUGUAGCUUACUUUACCUAUGGUUAAGAGGCCGUCUUAUAAUAUGUAUCCUUACUUAAACAAUCUCCAUUCCGAUAAAUAGGAGGGCCGUGGGAUAUAAGCCCCUUGCCACCUCAAGGGCGAUCGUGGGGCAAGGCGAGGGUGGGCAGGGCGAGCUGGGUGAGACGAUACAACGUUUCUGUGUCGAUAUGGUGUCCUUCUCGUUGUCAGUCUUGGUUCAAUUUAAAACCAGCCACAGUCCUCCACAGUAACCCAAAAAAAAAUCA
Molecule: messenger RNA, 2673 nt
Organism: Pseudogymnoascus verrucosus
Lineage: Eukaryota; Fungi; Ascomycota; Leotiomycetes; Thelebolales; Thelebolaceae
Exons: 1
Coding region: 875-2080 (401 amino acids)
Source: RefSeq, a predicted model, not a curated record